Messenger RNA from Oncorhynchus kisutch (coho salmon), 7395 nucleotides. RefSeq names its product amyloid-beta A4 precursor protein-binding family B member 1. The coding region runs from base 257 to 2494 and encodes 745 amino acids. Lineage: Eukaryota; Metazoa; Chordata; Actinopteri; Salmoniformes; Salmonidae. Gene Ontology annotation, molecular function: amyloid-beta binding; transcription factor binding. Gene Ontology annotation, biological process: regulation of DNA-templated transcription. Gene Ontology annotation, cellular component: nucleus; cytoplasm. The transcript has 15 exons. The record is from RefSeq and is a predicted model, not a curated record.
CAGCUGCGUCUACGGAUCAUUUCGAAUCUAGGGAAUGACGUUCACAAGUGACGUAGUUUGCUGCUUUUGCGGUUCACAAAUUUGGUUUCGUUCCACGUCGUCUUCAAUGUCGCAAACCAUUACAUUUAGCUAUUUACCACUGAAAUAAAGGUGUGGAAAAUACAAUUUAGGGUAAGUUACCAUGUCGCUGGCACCCAAGACAAGGGUGUGUUUAUAACUGGAGAAUGAUAGUGCUACUGGCUCUAAGCUCCCUGCCAUGUCUUUGGAGAAGACCUCCGACCUGGCCAAUGAGAACACAUGCUUGCCAUCCUCGCUGACCCUUGACCUCCGCUACCCAAAUAGUGUUCAGUUUGAUUCUGACCUGAGCAAGAAGGCCAAAGGCACCACCACCUCCUCCACCAAGAAGCGCCACAACUAUGCCACAUCCACACCUUUGGACCUGCUGAAUGGCACCAUGGGUAGCAAUUGCAUCGAUGAGGAAGAGUCCAGUCAACAGAGAGAGGAGGAGAGGGUUCGGAACCAGGAGAACGAGCAGGGACAGCACUGCACUGGGACCAAUGCCAAGUGGCUCAAGGAGGGUCAGAAUCAACUUCGCAAAGUGGCAGAGAGGCAGCAGGACCAGAAUAUAAAUUCUGACCAGGAUUUGAAUCACAACGAGAGCCCAGAUGGAAACCCCAACCAUAACUCUUUAGUGAUGGACCAGAAGGAGGAAGACAGUGAGCAGAACCCGUCUUCUAAGACCCUGAGGUCCCUCUGCUCUGACCUGAAUGAGCCUCUGCUGAUCGACACCUCAGAGACCCCUCAUGGGAAGGAGGAAGAAGAAAAAGAGGACGGGGAUGAGGAAGAGUCUCCACUACUUCCAACAGGUGGAGAGAGGGACACAGACUCGUCUGAGGCGCAGAGUAGCAGUGAGUCUCAGAGAUAUGACAGUGGAGAAGUGAAGGACACAUGCCUGCUGUUUCAGGGCAGAAACGCAGCACCCAGUGAUGAGGACUCCAGUUGCAUGUCACUGUCUCAGGGCAGCACAGCCAACAGCACGCCAGACAGUGACCCAGAGUCUUACUGGGACCGCAGUGCGUUUGAGACGGACACAGACCUGCCUGCAGGGUGGAUGCGGGUCAGAGACGAGUCAGGUACCUACUACUGGCACAUCCCAACAGGCACCACACAGUGGGAGCCCCCCUCUCCCCUAGAGGAGGGAGAAGCCCCAGAAAGACCCUCCAGUACCUCCCCUGCCAUCACACCCAACGUGGAGCCAACGUUGAUGUGGAAUAGUCUCACCCAGUCCCGCCCAAACAGAUUUAAUGACGAGGAGUUCUGGAAGGAGGAAGAUGCCAUGGCUGAUCAGACCCUAAAGGAUUUUGAAGGAGCCACAUUGCGUUAUGCCUCUAUCAACCUCAACUGCUCACAAUCUGAAGAAAAGGAAAAGAUGAACUCGCUCAUCAAUGACCCGGAGGCUAAGGUUUUUGCAGUCCGGUCUCUUGGCUGGGUGGAGAUAUCAGAGGAGGAGAUGGCUCCAGGGAAGAGCAGUGUGGCUGUCAACAACUGCAUCAGACAGCUCUCCUACCACAAACACAACCUGCACGACACGGCUGGGAUCUGGGGAGAGGGAAAAGACAUGCUCCUUGUUCUGGAGAAUGAGAUCUUGAACCUGAUAGAUCCGUUGGGCCAGACCUUGCUGCACACCCAGCCUAUCGUCAGCAUCCGAGUGUGGGGAGUGGGCCGGGACAACGGCAGGGAGAGGGACUUUGCCUACGUGGCGAGAGACAAACUGACUCAUGUUCUGAAGUGCCAUGUGUUCAGGUGUGACACACCUGCUAAGAACAUUGCCACGAGCAUGCAUGACAUCUGCUCUAAGAUAAUGGCCCAGAGGAAGUCAUCCAAAUCCUCUUUGAACAGACUGAACACAGACCCCUCUAAACUGGCAGACAUUCCUUUCCAGGAAUUUCCUGCACCAAAGAAUGAGCUGGUCCAACGCUUCCAGGUAUGUUACCUAGGUAACGUGCCUGUUGCCAAACCCGUAGGUAAGGAACGCUUUGGUAUGGACCUAGUUAAUGUUGCCCUCGACACAGCAAUGAAUUCCAAAGUCAAGGAAGAGUGGACGUCAGUUACUGUGAACGUGGCCUCAGCCACACUUACCAUAAUCACAGCUGAGACAGAGGAGGUUCUGUCAGAGUGCCGGGUGCGGUUCCUGUCCUUCAUGGGCGUGGGGAAGGACGUCCACACCUUUGCCUUCAUCAUGGCCGAGGGCCCCGGGGACUUCAUCUGCCACAUGUUCUGGUGUGAGCCCAACGCAGCCAGCCUCAGUGAGGCCGUGCAGGCCGCCUGCAUGCUGCGCUACCAGAAGUGUCUGGACGCCAGGCCGCCCAGUACCAACUCCUGCCUGCCAGGCCCGCCGGCUGACUCUGUGGCACGCCGUGUGGGCUCAAGUGUCAAGAAGGGAGUUCAGAGCCUGCUGGGCAGCUUCAAGAGGUCUGGGUCCCAGACGCCUUGAGAGGUGCCAACUAACCCACUACACACCACUCUACCCCCAGGCCAAGCCCACCAUGAUAGCCAUGGCUCUCCUCACUCCUCCACUGCCUCUCUCCCCAUUCUGAGGUGUUAUGGUAGAACCUGCUUCCCUUCUCAUGGGCACUGUGGGCUGCCUUUUGGGUUGGGGUACCAGUAAACCUAGCGCUGCCCACAGCUCCUCCAUGCGUUACACUUCCUUCACUUCACCUUUGGUUGGACAAGUAGGCCAUCUUUUCACUUGUUUGUUUAAUCUGUGAUUUAUUAAAGGUCCAAUGCAGAAGUUAUCUCAAUAUCAAAUCAUUUCUGGGUAAGAAUAUAGUACUUUACUGUGAUUUGUUUUCAGGUAAAAUGGUCAAAAAUAAACAAAAACAGCUUCUUAGCAAAGAGCAGUUUCUCAAGAAUUUAGCUAGGACUGUCAGGGAGUGGUCUGAGGGGGGAAACAACAUUUAUUUUUAUCGGAAGAGAUGUUUGGAACUCUUUCUUAUUGGUCUGUUAAGAGGAAACUUGGUCUAGUUUACAAAGUACCAACACUAAUUAUGCUUAGGAAAACAGUUCUGUUCUGUAACAUUGUCUCUGCUAUUUGUUUUGCAGAACAAAUAUAGUAUAUUAUUUGUGAAAAUGGAAGAUGUGCAAUUGAAUUGUGAAUGUGGUUGAGCUCAUGCCAUGUGCUUGUGGCACUCAAGUUGGUUUUCAUUUAAAAAUGGAUAUCGACUUGAAAGAAAUUAGAAGCAGUGGCAUGAGAAGUCUACAUAAAAUGCAGCAUGGUGAAUGAGUGUUGAGCUGGAAGCACUAAAACAUGCUAGCUAGCUAAUAUAAUAUUUGGCAAAUAAAUAUUUUGGAUAUAUAUAGUUUCUAUAGUACAUUUGUUGUGAUGCCGUUUUGUUUUAAGUCCCCUCUUCCUUCUGGGGGAGCUGGUAAACCAGCAAGUUGUGAUGCCGUUUGGUUUUAAGUCCCCUCUUCCUUCUGGGGGAGCUGGUAAACCAGCAAGUUGUGAUGCCGUUUGGUUUUAAGUCCCCUCUUCCUUCUGGGGGAGCUGGUAAACCAGCAAGUUGUGAUGCCGUUUGGUUUUAAGUCCCCUCUUCCUUCUGGGGGAGCUGGUAAACCAGCAAGUUGUGAUGCCGUUUGGUUUUAAGUCCCCUCUUCCUUCUGGGGGAGCUGGUAAACCAGCAAGUUGUGAUGCCGUUUGGUUUUAAGUCCCCUCUUCCUUCUGGGGGAGCUGGUAAACCAGCAAGUGCAACAAGUUUUAGUGAAACGUCUCAUGUCUCAAAGAAAGCUUAGGCUGUCUGUUACUGCACUCCAAGUAGACAGUAUGUUGGAGGAAGAUGGAAGCUUUCUAUUGUGUGGAAAUGGAUCUGAAGUUGUCAUCCUUUUUUUGCGAUCAGAUGUUGUAUGUUAGUCUGUUUAACCAUGUUCUUUUCUUAUCUGUUUAACAAUGAUUUUGUUUACACGUGUCAAGUGUUAUAAUUGUUUUCCUUUACUCCAUUGUGUAUGUCUAAAACUUAAAGUUUUAAUUUAGUUACAUCUGAGCAGUGACAGCUAUUUAUAGCUACCCCCUUGUCCUUUCAAACUGUUUAUAAGAUCUGACAACUUUUAUGCCUCCUAAUUAAUUGGGUCUAAGGGAUGAGACACUACUGUCAUUGUGAUAGACAUGUCACUGAACUUGACAGUGUCUGUCAGUAACUCACAAGUCAUUUAACUUCCACUUCCUUUUUUUAUUUCAGUUUUUAAACUCCUGACUGCCCUCUGCUGGGCUUUAGAAUAGUUAUUUUUCAUUAGCAGUGUGUCUGACGACACAACAGGAGAGCUAACAAGCCUGAUGCAUUUUGUUGUGCAAAGAUUGUAAUUACGGAAAGUGUUUGUUUUUUACCCACAAACAGUGUUUGUCUAUGAAAUAUUCAGGCUGAAGUAUGUGUGGAAGUUUCCUCCUUAUAGCGUGCAGUAUGUGUAAAUCAUAUGAACACUUCGCUGCAUAUAAACACAUCUUUAAAGUACACUAUCCCAUAGUUGACUGACGAGAGCAUAGUCUUCCCUUUUUGUUUUUGAAUGCAGUUGGUUAAAAAAAACUUUCUUUUUCAAAUUAAAUUAUUAUAUUUUUCUAAGUGUGUGUGUGUGUAACAUAUCUGUGAGAUGGAGAUGCCUUUUUACCCUCAGUUCCUACCACUAUGUGGUCACUGUUGCAGCAGUGUUUCCAAAUCUGUAUCACCAUACUAUUUAUCCCCCUCCUUCACUUUAUUGUGCCACAUUUUCUCCAGCUCUCAUCUGUUUUGGACAGCAAUUUGACCAGACAAGAAGCCAUAGGUUAGGCUUUGCCCUGGCUUUAGUUGCUCGCUCACUCUUAAGUACUGACUAAUAAAAACAGACACAUAUGUACAAUGUAGUUUUUUUUGUAUGACAUUGUUUUUGUUGUAACUGAAUUUGUGUGAUUUUCGUCACGCCUAUAAUUUUUACUCCUUACUCUACACACGAAGUACUCUACACUACUUACUGUAAAUGUCAGACAUUGGUUGCCUUGUACAAACAGAGCUUCCUGCUGUUAGUAUAUCAUUUAUUUUUAAUUCACACUGUAAUAUUGGACCAUGCUUUGAGGCCUCAAAAAUACUAUCAAGAAUUUGUGUGACUGUACAUUUCACGUGUCAUAUGUUUUCCCUUCCAUUUCAAUAGUGACUGUCACUACACAUGUCCCCAAUCCACUUAUUGCUCACCUGUUUCUUUUGUUUUGCUGAGAAAUCAGUUAUAACCCAUUUAUAUAUUCAGUGUAGAUGUUAACCAGUGGGUGCACUUUGCAUGGCUGUUAUAUAAGAACUGACCCUAGCUUCUCAGAACAGGGGAGCACAGAGGGUCCUCAGUAUGUUUUCAGCUCUAUAAGGACAAAUAUAGGCCACGAUGGGAAGUCUGAGUACUGGUAUACGUUAGCCCUACUAACAAAAACCCCAUCGGAUUGUCAAUGUAGAUUCCUUGUUGUAAUGCUCAAGAUAUUUAGGUUGCUUUGGUGAUGUUCAAGGUUAAAUAUUUGUCUUAUUAAGGAUGAAUCAUUGCAAUAAAAAUGAGUAAUACAUGCUUUUCUUUAACUUAAGAUAAAUUAUUGAAGGAUUUACAUGUGUUGAAGAUAAGAAACCGACUUUGAUCCAAAUGUACCGCAACACUAAUAUGAUAGGGCUGUGAUCAUGUCCCCUGUCAUAGGCCAUGGAAAAUAUCUAGGUUCAGUUUUUAACAAACGUGAACUUUUAUGUCUGCCUUUUUUGUUUUUCAGAUGUGUUCAGUGUGGUGUUAACCUUUCGAUGUGAGGUAUUUAUUAAGCCUUACAAUGAAGUGAUACCUUUUUGUUCACACUCCUGUUUGUCAGCCAUGUGUAUUUUUUAGCUUCUGUUUUCUUUAAUAUCCACUGGUGACUGUAAUGCAAAAAAAAGUGGUCAUUUACAUAUCUGAAGAAUGUAAAUGAGGUGUGUGUAUGUAUAUACAGUACCAAAUAAAAGUUUGUACACCUACUCAUUCAAGCAUUCUUUAUUUUUACUAUUUUCUACAUUGUAGAAUAAUAGUGAAGACACACUAUGAAAUAACACAUGGAAUCAUGUAGUAACCAAAAGAGUCUUAAAUUAAUCAAAAUAUAUUAGGCUUUUUUGAAGUAGCCAUGCUUUUCCUUGAUAGUUUGCACAUGCUUGGCAUUCUCUCAACCAGCUUCACCUGGAAUGCUUUUCCAACAGUCUUGAAGGAGUUCCAACAUAUGCUGAGCACUUGUUGGGUGCUUUUCCUUCACUCUGCGGUCCAACUCAUCCCAAACCAUCUCAAUUUGGUUGAGAUCAGGGGAUUGUGGAGGCCAGGUCAUCUGAUGCAGCACUCCUUCACUCUCCUUGGUAAAAUAGCCCUUACACAGCCUGGAGGUGUGUGUUGGGUCAUUUUUAGUGGGACUAACAAAUGAUAAUCCCACUAAGCGCAAGCCGGAUGGGAUGGCAUAUCGCUGCGGUAGCCAUGCUGGUUAAGUGUGCCUUGAAUUCUAAGUAAAUCACAGUGUCACCGUUUCUUGGCCCAUGCAAGUCUCUUCAUCUUAUUGGUGUCCUUUAGUAGUGGUUUCUUUGCAGCAAUUUGACCAUGAAGGCCUGAUUCAUGCAGUCUCAUCUGAACAGUUGAUGUUGAGAUGUCUGUUACUUGAACUUUGUGAAAUGCAGCCCAUUUAUUUGGGCUGCAAUUUUGGAGGCUGGUAACUAAUAAACAUAGCCUCUGCAGCAGAGGUAAUUCUGGAUCUUCCUUUCCUGUGGUGGUCUUCAUGGGAGCCAGUUUCGUCAUAGCCCUUGAUGGUUUUUGUGACUGCACUUGAAAUGUUCAAAGUUCUUGAAGUUUUCCAGAUUGACUGACCUUCAUGUCUUAAAGUAAUGAUGGACUGUAGUUUCUCUUUGCUUAUUUUAGCUGUUCUUGCCAUAAUAUGGACUUGGUCUUUUACCAAAUAGGGCUGUCUUUUGUAUACCACCCCUACCUUGUCAUAACACAACUGAUUGGCACAAACACAUUAAGACGGAAAUAAUUUGUGGAUAAUUUGUGUAUCUAACUUUUAACGAGGCACACCUUGUUAAAUUGAAUUGCAUUCUAUGUGACUACCUCAUGAAGUUGAUUGAGAGAGUGCCAAAGCUGUCAUCAAGGCAAAGGGUGGCAAUUUGAAGAAACUCAAAUAUAAAAUACAUCUUGAUUUUUUUAACACUUUUUUGGUUACUACAUGAUUCCAUAUGUGUUAUCAUAGUUUUGAUGUCUUCUAUUACUCUACAAUGUAGAACAUAGUAAAAAUAAAGAAAAAUCCUAGAAUGAGUAGGUGUGUCCAAACCUUUGACUGGUACUGUAUACAUAUAAAUGUAUGUAAAUAUUGUGUCACAGGACAAAAUAAAAAGUGGAACUGUA